CUGUAGUAAAUAGAGUACGUGAACGAGUUUGACAAACUCAAAGCUCCCAAAUCUGUGCCCUAAAUUACUUGCCAUGAAAAUGCUUUGAAACGAAUUGAAUUUCUGUUUACUAGCAAUAAGCUUUCUUCAUGGAUCGUCUUCGUCCGAGAGAGAGAAAGGUGUUCUCUGGCUUUACAACAGCUGAGAUUGCGAAAAUGGAGAAGUUGCAUAGAGAAUCGGGAGAACAAUCUCUGGAUCCGGUGUUCUGUAAAAGGAUUUCAAAAGAUUUCAACCGCUCUAAAGGUCGAGUUGGGAAACCUGUUGUGAAGUGGACUGAGGUACAAAGUUGGUUUCAUAAUAGGAAGCAAUCCGAUCCACUGAUGGAUGCAUCUUCACCUAAUUCUCUGGAGAAAUUGUCUGUUGCUCCAGAAGGUCCUCUGAAUAAAGUAUAUAAAAGUCCUCAAGUAUCCAACGGAGAAUGGAUUUGUUGUGGAGUUUUUGACAAAGUCUCGUUCCAAAAUCAGGUGAAACGAUUCCAGAUCUAUCAGAGUUGGAGUUUGAGGCUAAAUCAUCUAAAGAUGGGGCAUGGUAUGACGUGGAUGCGUUUCUCGCCCAUAGGUUUCUUAGUUCAGGAAGUUCGUCUAAGAUUUAUAGGGUUUGGGUCUGAGGAGGACGAAUGGAUAAAUGUGAAAAAUGCCAUCCGGGUUCGCUCUCUCCCCUUGGAGCAUUCGGAAUGUGGAAAAGUGAAAGUUGGAGAUCAGGUGCUCUGCUUUCAGGAGAGGAGAGACCAGGCAAUAUACUAUGAUGUGCAUAUUGUGGAGAUUCAAAGGAGAGUGCAUGAUAUAAGGGGCUGCAGGUGUCUUUUCUUGAUUCGAUAUGACCAUGACAAUACGGAAGCAAGUUCUAUUUCCAUAAGCUGUUAUCAAACUACAAUUUCUUUUAUUUCAAGUUCUUAUAUUAGUAGUUGUUGGUUGAUUUUGUCUUCAGUGGUUACAAAAUGCUUGACAUUGAUAUUGUUCUACCAUCUGUAUUUUUCCAGGAGAGAGUUCGUUUGAGAAGAUUAUGUUUCCGGCCGGUUCAUUAGAUAUAUUUCAAGCUGAAAAUUAUGUCGCCACCGAGAGCCUCUAUUUUCAAACAAGGCUAGUUUUCACUCCACCCCACUUGUUUGGGACAUUACGCAGUAGUUUGGUUUUUAGCCUCUCUUCUGUUGUGUUUCUAUGUACAUUGGGUACAUAUGAAUUGAUAACCUAAGAGCACGUGCAUUGGACUCUUCUAAAAUGUUAAGAAAAACUGUGUCGAAAGAAAAACACAUACCAACUCUCUCUCUCUCCGCGCGGGCGCGCGCGCGUGUUUUGCAACCUAUUUGAAGUUGUUUGUUUGAUAAUGAGGUUGAUAUGCAAUAAUUUUCAUUUUAAAA
Messenger RNA from Rhododendron vialii, 1396 nucleotides. Its product is annotated as protein SAWADEE HOMEODOMAIN HOMOLOG 1-like. NCBI's taxonomy places the organism in Eukaryota, Viridiplantae, Streptophyta, Magnoliopsida, Ericales, Ericaceae. The transcript has 8 exons. Bases 129 to 1034 code for a protein of 301 amino acids. Gene Ontology annotation, molecular function: chromatin binding. The record is from RefSeq and is a predicted model, not a curated record.